Molecule: messenger RNA, 2009 nt
Organism: Megalobrama amblycephala (Wuchang bream)
Lineage: Eukaryota; Metazoa; Chordata; Actinopteri; Cypriniformes; Xenocyprididae
Gene: bicdl2l
Product: bicaudal-D-related protein 2-like
Exons: 6
Coding region: 580-1737 (385 amino acids)
Biological process (GO): Golgi to secretory granule transport; vesicle transport along microtubule
Source: RefSeq, a predicted model, not a curated record
AUAUUACGUAAAAAGAAUCACAUUCGGUUCGUUUUAAACUAUUCAAAAGAACCGAUUCGGGGAAACGACUCGGAGUUCCCAUCACUAGGCUACUAUAUAAAUAGAUCAGCUGUUAUUUGAGUAAGGGUGAGGGCAUAGCCAAACGGAACAGCUUGUGCCCAUGUGUUUACUUUAGACAGAUCUGAUAAUGUUAACAGCAUUACAUUUAGCAUUUAUAAUAUGCAUGCAAUUUCUUUCUCUCACUCUCACAUUUCCAUUAGGGAGACUUAAUGAAAGCAUAAGUGUUUUGUUCCAAGCUUAACAUAAUUAAAGGGCGUUAUCCUUAUCCACAGACGUGCCUGAACACGCACGAGAAUCUCGUCAAUGUUUAUUAGUGUACGUUCACAGAGUUACAAAAGCCUCCGUCCGUCCCAUAGUUAAAACCCUCUGUGAUGUCGAACCCGCUGAGGAUUGUUGACGCACAUUUCUAAGCGUCAAAAAGCAGGAAAAACUGGUCUGAAGACAUUCUCUCCUCUCAGUUUCAGUCGUCUCUCCCAUAAUAAGAACAUGCUGUUUAACUUUGGUGGCUGUUAGAAGAAAAUGGAGACCUAUAGGAGAGUUUCGCCUUUACGCACAAUCAGGGACCUCCUGGAAUCUCCUCUGACCACUGAGGAGGUGCACAAACGAUUAACUGACGAUGAGGAUUCAGUUUCAAGUCACGACACUGACAUGGACAGACAGUCUAACAGCUCACAACUGUCCACAUUGGAUGAGUUACAGGAACCGCUGGCAGUGGAUGGUAACAGUGCAGAUGUGACAGGUCAAACUGUUGACCCACAGUAUACGAGUUCUGACCCAGACGCGCCCCCGAAGCCCCCUCGGGCCUACAUAGAUGAAGCGUUACCGGAUCUCCUCCGGAGUGGAAGCCCACUUCGCCGACGAGUGUCCAGUCCGGUGUCUUCCACGCUGAAGCAAGUGAAAAGGGAGGUGGCAUUAUCUCGGCAGCGCAGUCUGAAGCUCAAGGCUCAGGUGGAUAGACUGGAACAACAAAAGGAAAGUGGACCUGGCUGGAGUGAAAACAGACAGCGGGUGGCAGAAGAGGUUCAGUCUGUUGUAAAGCUGCUACUCCCUCUGACAGAUUUGGAAGCAGCAGAAGUCAAUCAGCCGUCCCAGGCCAACCCUUUAGACACCGCACUGCUUCAGCUCCAGAAGGUGGCCCGCACACUUGCCCUUAACCACACCUCUCAGGGAAAGGAGAGCUCUGGGGAAAAUGCUGCCAUUUUACAGCAAGCGCUGCGGGACAGAGAUGAAGCCAUUGCAAAAAAACAAGCAAUGGAGACUGAGCUACUGAGAAGCAAGAACGAAUUGAUGACACUGAACAACCAACUUCUGGAAGCUGUUCAGAGUCGACUAGAACUGACCAUAGAGCUGGAGGCCUGGAAAGAUGACGUACAGACCAUUCUUCAUCACCAGCUCCUCAAACAGCAGCAGGAAGAACAGGCUCAGAAGAAGCCUAGAGGGUUCAAUGUUUUGCGGCGCUCAAAUAAGCCCCUCCCUGCAAAACCGGAUUUUUCCACCCUGACGCACGUGCCUGUUUUGACCCCCCAGACACCUGCGUCAACCCCCCAGUCACCUGCAGGAACACAGAGAUGGAAAGACAAGUUUAAACGCGGAAAAAUCAGUACACAAGGACCUGCCGAGUCUCAGCCACCAAGGAGCAACAAAGAGGACAAUUUUCAAACGGUUUCUUUGGACUGAUGAGGCCGUUUCAGUGAUACGUAACCUAUGGAUUAUCUCACAUCUCAUUGAUUGUUCACUGAUUUAGCCUCACCGCACUUGUAAGGAUGUAAAUAAUAUGAAUAAUGUUAUGACUCAUUAAACUAGGUGUUUUUUAACUGCAGAGGUUAUAUUAAUGUGACUGAGAAUCUUAAAGGUUUUGUUGACCUGCAGUCAUGAAUGAUGUGAUAUUUGGUCUAAUCUUCGUAGCAAUAUAUUAAGAAAAGGGAAUAAAGGUGACAGAGAAACAAUAA